ACGGCCUGGACUACUUCAGAUCGAGCGCUUGUACCGGACGUGUGCCGGUACCCGUGACCCGCGAGCCAUGGCCGAGUCCCAGCUCGCGUGCAUGGAAGAUGGCCAAAUGACCCCGAAGAUCCCCGAAACGAAGCCUGAGUUUUACUACAGUGAGGAGCAACGCGCGGCUCUGGAGACGCUGCUGCGGGACGGGGACGGAGCCUUUAAGACGCGCCUCACCGAGGACAAGGCCAAGGACUUCCUGUCCGCUCGCGAGAUUAAAGUAAUCAGAAACUCGCUCAUGCAGUACAAAACAAGCGAGGAGGAGGAGAACGAGCAGCGCGCGCAGGGUCGCUCUGCGGACUCUUCCUCUAUGCGCUCCACUUACUGGCCCCAGAUGUCAGACACCGAGGUCCCGCCGCUGGACAUCGGCUGGCCGCACGGGGGCUUUUUCAGGGGGGUCACGCGCGUCACGGUCCACACGCAUCCGCCCAAAGAGAAUGGGCCACACCUCAAAGAGGUCGUGAGGAGGCUAAUCCAAGAGGCCAGCAAGGUUAUUGCUAUCGUAAUGGAUCUCCUCACAGAUCUCCAUAUCCUGCAAGAUCUGCUGGACACAGCGUCCAAGCGCAGGGUGCCUGUUUACAUCAUACUGGACGUUCAGGGAGUGCCGCAUUUCCUUGACAUGUGCAACAGACUGCAGGUCAGCUCUCACCAUCUACAGAACAUCCGCACACGCACAGUGAAAGGCGUAGGAUUCGAGCUGUCCUAUGGGAGGAUCCCAGGGAGCUUGUGCAGCAAAUACAUGAUUGUAGAUGGAGACAAAGUCAUGUUUGGAUCAUACAGUUUCUCAUGGACCUCAUCCCGUAUGGACCGGAACAUGAUCACCGUAAUGUCCGGCCAGAUAGUCGACUUCUUCGACAACGACUUCAGGGAGCUUUACGCAAUCUCGGACAAGCUGGACCUUUUUAAAGAAUUCCACGUUGGGAAGCCAAGCACAGGGACCCUGGGCCGGGUGACUGUCCCCAAGCGGCCCUCUCUGCCUGCCACCUCCCGCUUUCAGGUGAGCCUGGGGGAUUCAGGCACCUUGAAAGUGCCUGAGCACAAAUACUACAACCCUAAAUACCUGCUAGCUUUUGGGAACAUUCCUGGACCCAGUGGUUCCCUGCCUGAUCUCUCUGGUAAGAAGCAGACAGAAGCAUCUCCAGAGGAAUUGGCAUCAGAGAAUAGUCCAACACAGGCGGGCAGUGACAAACUAGACACCCUGAAAAGAUUACCCGCAGAGAGUACAGAGAAAGGAACCAUCAAAAAGCGUUCUUUUUUCAGUAAGAAACAUCAAAGCUCUCAAAAAUCCAAAGGCAAAAAAAAGGAUGAUACAGUAGCAGCAGCAGCAGGUGAGGAAGGAACUCCUAGUCCUUCUACCAGCAGCAAACCUGCAAUGCCCAAUGGCAUAGAGGACCUUACAAACCUCCCAGAGGAACCACCUGUUGAGAACCUACCACCUGUGAAAGAAAAGAGCAAGAAGAAAAGGUGCUCAUCACAACAGACCAUUAACAGCCAGGAAUCAAAAGGCCGUAAACCGUCCAAAAACAAAUGUGUUCAGUCCUGAAGAGCCGGAUGGAACUGUGUGGUUGUUGACCUUAUUCUCAGGUGCUAAAAGGGUUGAACCUGUUUAGAGACAGGCCUUGAUUAUAAGUAUGUGUCAUUUAUUUCUGUUUUUGUUUUAAAGAAGUCAGCUUGCCAUGCUCAGUGCUUAAGUGACAUUAGAAGUGUUGACUGAGGCAGUCUGUCUUUCUUUAGGCACACAUAAAGUAAAAGUAAAAGAAUGUUGCACCAACUGUUUGAAAAGCUGCUAGAUGAGGUUCUAUUGCUGACAGCUAUAUCCUUAGGCUAUACUACCAAAGACUAUACAGUUGGGUACUAUAAGACCAUCUGCAAGCCAUUCGUCCUUGGACAGUUUAUGACCACAGGACUACUGAUUAUUUUUGGCCAUCAGAGCAAAUAAAAUAUGUUUAGUGAUGGUUCUAUGAUGGUCCCUUUCCACUGAUUGUUGGGAUAGAGGGGAGUGACACAUUGUGCAGCUACGGUCAGCAACUGUAAACUUACAAAGUGCCCUUAUAUGGUAGAUGUUUCUGAUAAAAUGGCCAAUAAGUGUAAGUACAAGGUAGGUGUAUCUAAUAAACUGGCAACUCAGUGUAUAUCUGCUGUGAAUGUUAAAUGUAUGCAAAACAGGCAAAUAUCUACAGUAUAAUAGUCAGUAAAUGUUAUGCACACUAUGUUUUAAACCCUCCUUAUAUGGUCUCAGGGGCAAAUCUCAGGCCUUUAGCCAUAGUAUUGGAUCAAAGGCACAUAUGAUCUAGUCUAUAUAUAUAUAUAUAUACAUAUAUACAUUAUAUGUCUAAAACACAUUGAUAUCAAGUGACUGUUCUGUGAAUACUGAUUGUAAUAGAGAAUGUGAGCAAUGGCCUAUGUUGUUGAUGUGAAAAAAAGAUGCAUCAAGUGUGCCCUCUAGUGGUUAAUCCUAUGUAUGUAAAUGUAUGUGUUUGUAGCAAAACAACACAGGUGACAAAAUGAUAAAAAAAAUCCUAAAUAAAUGAGUGAAGGAAUAUAUUGAGUGCAGAUGCUUACAGAUGAAUAUACUGCAUUACACAGUUAAACUUUUAACACCUUAUUAUGCUGCUUAUGUGUAAAAUGCUGAGCAGGCCCAGCUGACGUUGAUUCUGGCUCCAAAUGUCAAGAGGAAAAAUUCCAAGUGCAUUUGAGAGAGGGUUCAGUAUUGGGGUGCGGACGGCAGGAGCUUCAGUCACAAAGUCCGCUCAGCUGGCUGUGUUUCAAAACAAACAGUGACAUCUGCAUUUUAAUCUAUGGGAAAGACAACAGUAAACAGCUCUGGUAAUUGUGGCCGAAAGCCACCCGGUGACUGUAAUGCUCGUGCCUUAUAUGUAAGGAAAACAGAAGAGCAACUGUUCUUCAGGUGACCGAGAAUGCCAAUACAGAACGUGAUCAGAUUGUGCCAGCAAAAACAAAAGGCCAAUGCCAACCCAGAACCCCAGAAGCCCACAUACGGUGGUGAACAUUAAUGUUUAUUGCUUGCUUUCAUUUGUUAUCAGCUUGAGUUAGCCAUACUUUUGACUGCAAUAUUGUAAGGUAUAGAUAAAAAAGGGAAAGUGUGUUCAUAGUAAGGCUGAUGUCUACAAAACUUAUAGAAUCUAUGCCAAAAAGCUCUUCCGGUGGCUCAACACUUUACUAAGUAACACUCUAUGUUGGUGUUUCCUUAAAUUUGUCACAGAUCUGUAUGUGACAGUUCAAGCAUUCUUGUUGUGUUCUACUCAUUGGUGUUUGUGUGAA
Messenger RNA from Colossoma macropomum (tambaqui), 3324 nucleotides. Its product is annotated as protein FAM83F-like. The transcript has 5 exons. Lineage: Eukaryota; Metazoa; Chordata; Actinopteri; Characiformes; Serrasalmidae. The record is from RefSeq and is a predicted model, not a curated record. Bases 68 to 1585 code for a protein of 505 amino acids.